AUGCCCGACGCAGAAGACCCGCCGCGGCCACCCCACCUCACGCCCCUGGCCGACGUCCUCCCACCGCUCCUCCUCGGCACCGCCACCUUCAACACCCAGUAUGUCGACGACCCGGCGUCCAUGCCUUACCGCGGCAUCGUCCGCCGCGCCCUCGUCGACCUCGGCGUGACCGGCUUCGACACGUCGCCGUACUACGGACCUUCGGAGGCGCUGCUCGGCGAGGCGCUCGAAGCGACGGGCGUCGAGCGCAGCCGCUACUUCUUGGAGACCAAGGCCGGCCGCGUGCACGGCACCGGCUUCGACUACAGCACGGCUGCCGUGCAGGCGUCGGUGCGCCGGUCGCUGCAGCGGCUGCGCACGCCGUACGUGGACCUGGUGUUUGCGCACGACGCCGAGUUUGUGCGCCCCGACGAGGUGGUGACGGCCGUGCGCGCAUUGCGCGCCCUGCGGGCCGAGGGCGUCCUGCGGUACGUCGGCAUCUCGGGCUUUCCCGUGGACGUGCUGGCAGCGUUGGCGGAAUCGAUCCUCGAGCAGACCGGCGAGCCCGUCGACGCCGUCCUGAGCUAUGGCCACUGCACCGUGCAAAACACGCGCCUGCUGGGCGACCCCGUGGCGCGGCUGCGUGCGGCCGGCGUGUCCGUGGUGCUCAACGCGAGCCUGCUCAACAUGGGCCUGCUGACGACGCGCGGCGUGGACAACGGACCGCAGGCCACGUGGCAUCCAUCGCCGCCGGCGCUGCGGGAUGUGAGCGCCCGGGCUGCGGCGGUGUGCCGGGACGAGAAGAGCGGCCUCGCGGCCCUUGGGAUCAAAGGCAUCGAGCAGGUCGCGCUGCGGUACGCGCUGGACGUCUGGGCCCGCGAAGCGGAGAAGGCCCAAGUGGCCACACGCGCCGCCGGCGGCUCUCUGGGUGUGGGGGCGUCCGUCUUGGGCGUGACGUCCGAGGCGGAGCUGGACGAGACAGCACUGGAGUGGUGGAGCGUGCUGGACGGGCUGCGGGUUCCGCACUUUGCGCUCGAAGGCUUGCAGAGCCGCACCGGGAUCGGGAGCGCACCGGACGCAGCGGCGCGGCAGGCAGCCGGCCUAGCACGGUCUGCCGCCGUCAAGACAUUUGUGGAAGAAAAGCUGUGGCCAGUGUUUGGGGACCUAAAAGACUUUGCGUGGGCAAGCCCCGAAGAGGGCUGGGUGAACGAGCUAAACCCAGCGGAGGCCGUCAAGACAAGGUCAUGA
This is a messenger RNA of Sporothrix brasiliensis 5110, 1227 nucleotides long. Its product is annotated as L-galactose dehydrogenase. Gene Ontology annotation, biological process: dehydro-D-arabinono-1,4-lactone biosynthetic process. NCBI's taxonomy places the organism in Eukaryota, Fungi, Ascomycota, Sordariomycetes, Ophiostomatales, Ophiostomataceae. The coding region runs from base 1 to 1227 and encodes 408 amino acids. The transcript has a single exon. Gene Ontology annotation, molecular function: D-arabinose 1-dehydrogenase [NAD(P)+] activity. Gene Ontology annotation, cellular component: cytosol. The record is from RefSeq and is a predicted model, not a curated record.